Salvelinus namaycush (lake trout) is the source of this 1002-nucleotide messenger RNA. RefSeq names its product zinc finger protein 385A-like. Gene Ontology annotation, molecular function: nucleic acid binding; zinc ion binding. The record is from RefSeq and is a predicted model, not a curated record. Gene Ontology annotation, cellular component: nucleus. NCBI's taxonomy places the organism in Eukaryota, Metazoa, Chordata, Actinopteri, Salmoniformes, Salmonidae. The transcript has 6 exons. The coding region runs from base 55 to 1002 and encodes 315 amino acids.
GUAGGAGGUAUAAACCGUGCAGGGGCGGUGCCUGCGUUCCUGCGGACCCCCACCAUGAUCCAGCCACACCUGGAUAUGAAGCCCUUCCUGCAGUUCCCCAUGGACACAGCUCCACCACAACACAGCAUGGGCCUGUUUCACAACUUCAACACUAUGGACCCAGUGCAGAAGGCGGUGAUCAACCAUACCUUUGGCGUUCCACUGGUGAAAACCAAGAGGCCCAUCAUCUCUUGUAACGUCUGCCAGAUACGCUUCAACUCUGAGAGCCAGGCAGAAGCCCACUACAAAGGCAACCGCCAUGCACGGAGAGUCAAAGGCAUCGAGACCUCCAAGAGUCGCCCCCAGGAGGGUGACAAGUCCAGCCGACCUGUUCCCCUCAACUCCUCUCCAUCCCUCCCUGGUGAAUCCCCUACCUCCGCCCCUGACAUCAGCGACCCCUGUAACCCAGGUACCAAACACAAAACUAUCCUGGAGGCUCGCAGUGGGCUGGGUCCUAUCAAGGCGUACCCUCGGCUGGGCCUCAAACACCCGGGGGAGCUGGGAGGGGGACCACUGGACCCCAACACUGAGGAACGCACCUUCCACUGUGAGAUCUGCAACGUGAGGGUCAACUCUGAACUUCAACUCAAACAGCACAUAUCUAGUCGAAGGCACCGGGACGGAGUGGCAGGGAAACCUAACCCUCUUCUCAGCCGACACAAGAAGCACAGGGUAGCUGACCUCACGUCCUCUCUGAACUUCUCUAAGGAUCUCUCCAAAUGUUUGGGGGCAGGGCUCUUGCCCAGUCCCCUGGCUGUUGCUGCGGCGAUGGCCGCAGCCGCUUCCUCAAACCACCAAUUGGCUCAGCUUCGUGCUGCAGCAGCAUCUUCGGCCCAGCACCACCCGCAUCACCACCACCACCACCACCUAUUACAGGGCCCACCUCUCAGCCAUGCCAUCUUAAGACCCGCCCCCGGGCCCAUGCGCACCUCCCACGUGCCAAUCCUCUUCUCUCCUUACUGA